AUGAAGGUGCUAUGGAUUCUGAGUCUCGGUCUCCUGGCGAUCGUCGCAAGCGUAGCUCAAGCGCAAACUACCUGUGGUGCACGUGUCCGUAAGGACUGGGAUGCCAUGACCGCCACGGAGAAGACGACGUACAAGAACGCCAUCGCCGCGGCAAUGGACUCCGGCGCCUACAUCAAGUUCGUCGAGAUGCACACCGAGAUGAAGUCCGAGAUGGAGGCGCACAACCAGUGCAUGUUCGUCUACUGGCACCGACUGCUGCUCGUCGUGUUCGAGAACAUGCUACGCGGACAAGGCGCGGCGUACGCGUGUGUGACGGUGCCGUAUUUCAACUGGAUUGUGGCCGCGGCCCGCGUGACGGCGGGUACGUGCAACUCGUUCGGCAGCUGCAUGGCCAUCACCAGGGAGCUCGGCGGUUGGAAGGGCACGCAACGGACGCUCGCCAUCAACGGUAUCAACAACUCCGGUCGCUGUGUGGCCGUGUCGCCGUUGGAUCACUUCUGCCAACUAACGUCCAUCACCGGCACAGCUUGCGUCAAGUGCAUCCCGCGUAGUGACUGGAGUGCUGCUAGGGUGCCGACGGCUGCAGGCUACGCGUCAGUGCGUAACCAAGUGCUUGGCGGGAAAACCAUCGGACAAAUGUCUCCUCUGGUCGAGAAAGGCUGCCACAACAAUGUCCACGCCAACCUUGGGAGCACAAUGGGCACCUUCGCCUCCCCAGCGGACCCACUCUUCUGGUCGCACCACGCCAUGGUCGAUGCGCUGCACUCCAUCUUCCACAAGUGUCGCGUGGGGACAGCCAUUUUGACCACCGCCCAGAAGACAGCAAGCGCAGGGUGGACAUCAUGCGCUCGUCGUGACACUGGCACCUUCAACCCGACUGAUGCCAUCACCAUGCGCACCGGAGAGAAGGGAGUGAAUCCGAUUCCAGGCCGGACCGACCCGAAGAUUGGCAAGUACUUCACUGGAGUGCCGACCCAGUUCGUGGGUCUCAUGGAUACUCGCGACUUAGGCACUAGCAGCUACACGUAUGCGUUCAGUGGACAACUAGCAACGCUGUAUUCGCAAUGUGAUGCUGCACCCACGACCCGCAAGCUGGAGGAGAUGAUGGAAAGCACAGAGACCAACGGUACUUCCAAAUGCUCGGUCACCCAGGACGAAGAAUCCGGCAGCAACGGCAACUACUUGAACAUUAUCGCCCUGGACAACACGGGCAAACAGAUCGACGCCGACACACCCACCGAGGCCUACAUCACCGACGAAGACGAGAAGCGCGUCAUCGACUGGUACGACCAGACCAUGGAAGCCAUGGGUAGAGACUCGCAUGAAAACAUGGCCGACCUCGAGCGCCAAGCCUGCAUGUUCGAGCACGUGUGUCUGGGUGGCACGAAGGACUACUCGCCUGAGUUCAAGGCGCUCUGGAAGGUGAAGGAGCCGCGCUGCAAGACCAUUGUGGACGCCAUUGUGAACGGUUCGGAGUCGAUCAUCUACGAGUCGUGGCGCGAGAACAUGGAGGCUCAGUUCGGUUGCCCCGAUCCAACGGACUCGACGAACUCGACGUCGUAUUCGGGCUCGUGGGGAUCGUCGGGGGAUGGCACCGUGGCCUACUCGGUUAUGGUGGGAUCGCAGGAAUCGGUCGAGGACUCGAAUGACACAAUCAACUAUCCAGAACCGGCCUUCGAUACAGCGUGGUAG
Molecule: messenger RNA, 1692 nt
Organism: Phytophthora sojae
Lineage: Eukaryota; Oomycota; Peronosporomycetes; Peronosporales; Peronosporaceae
Exons: 1
Coding region: 1-1692 (563 amino acids)
Molecular function (GO): oxidoreductase activity
Source: RefSeq, a predicted model, not a curated record